Messenger RNA from Ostrinia nubilalis (European corn borer), 1256 nucleotides. RefSeq lists its product as uncharacterized. The record is from RefSeq and is a predicted model, not a curated record. The coding region runs from base 20 to 1087 and encodes 355 amino acids. NCBI's taxonomy places the organism in Eukaryota, Metazoa, Arthropoda, Insecta, Lepidoptera, Crambidae. The transcript has 3 exons.
AGUACACGUUCCGUCCAAUAUGCCGAAACGCAGUAAGGAAGAAAAGAUCGAGCGUUAUCGGAAGAAAAUAAGGAAGUUACAAGAAAAUAAAAAGACUUACCGCCGCCGGAUUAUUGAAUCUGACGAUGAAGACGAAAAUCAAUGCUACCUAGAAUCGCCGUCCGAGGCAUGUAUUAAUAUACAAGAACCUCAGGACAACGAUAUUUCGAUACCAAAUGACGAAUUGGUACAGAACCUAUUAAACGAUUGUCCAACCGAAGCGAAGUCAGCAGAAAACAUUUCUGCCGACCCGCCAAACCUAGAAGAGCCUUCGUUAGAUCCUGAAUUGCUCUCAGCUCUGGGUGAAACGGAAUCCGAUUCUCCUGAAUAUGGCGAAAAAAUCUUAGACAGCCAAGCCAAGUUAUGGCUACCAAUUCUAAAGAAAGGCGUUCCAAAGGAAGCCAAGGACAAACUGCUCAAAGAAUACGCUGUACCAGACAAUUGUCGCCUCCUGCAAGCCCCAAAACUAAAUGCAGAAAUCGCAGCAGCUCUUCCAGACAUGGUCCGAAACCGAGACAAGAGUUCACUCUUGGCUCAGCAGCAGCAGCUAGGCUUGGGAAUAACAGCGUGUAAUAGAGCACUAGACCUAUUACUAUUGAAUGGGGACAAAGUUCAGGCGAUCAAGCACCUGAGUAAUAGUUGUCGUUUAUUGUCGGAUUUGCACUUCAUGUAUACACAAAACCGCAUAAAAUUAAUCACACCAAGUCUAGACAAAACCUGUCUCAACGUGAUUAACGACGCUGAAAGAGAUAGUACUCUGUUUGGUGAAAAACUGGGUGAGAACAUCAAAGCUGCGAAAGCAAUAGAGAAGCAAGGGCUUCAAAUAAAGAAAGGACCAACCCAAAAAGCUCCAGUGACGUAUCCUCAGCAAGCUGGCGCUCGUCCGUCCUACCAGGGAAACUGGCAAUCUCCUCGCUUCCAGUCGAACAGAGGGGGGCGGGGAGGGAACCGACGCCAUCCUCCAGCACCGCAGAUGCGCCGGAACAAUCAAACCAACAACACAAAGAACGCUCAACAGAGCAAACCUCGUGCGCCAGCGCAGCAGUAACACAGAGAUCAACACCCGCUCAGCUCCAACCUUACCCUGGCGGCUGCGAAGCUCUGCGGCAAGCCUUCGCUCAGCGAGGUUCCCCCCCAGAGGCAAUCACCUUAAUGCUCGCUUCGCUAGCUGACAGCACUAUGAAGCAGUAUAAUGUUACACUAAAGCUUUGGUGGCA